CGGUCAUGAACGGUCCGACGGCCGUGCUGCGAUAACCACUGAUAACGGCCGGGCGCACGUCGGCGUCAGCUCCCGUCAAACGUUUCGCCUACCGCGGUUUUCGCCUAAUCGACGGUGGUCUGUUAUCAGUAGUAGGUAACCGCUGUAAUAAUAUUCUAGUCUUGUUGUGAGUGUGUGUGUGUUGGUGUACAAUCAAUUAUUACAAUUCUAAUAAUAAAUAAUAUAACGGUUAGUGUCUUGUACGAGGUCCGACCGGUGUUCAGUUGUCAGACUUGUGCGGACGCCGUUUGGACUGUUCAGCCGGCUCAAAAACCGACGCGCUCCAUUUCCACAGGCCCUCGGCGGUGGUCUGAGAGUGUAGUUUUUUUUUUUUUUGCUCUUUCGACACGCUAUACUUACGGGUUGUCUCGACAUUUUCUCCAUAUUUUUUUAGUUAUUAAAAUGUAUUCAAUUUAAUUAAACGUGCUCAGACUAGAUACUAUAAGAGAGAGAGAGAGAGAGAGAGAGAGAAAGAUUAAAAAACACAGCCGGCGUCCACCCCGACCCAUCGCCGCCGAGAUUGGACAACACAACAGGGGUUAAACGGACGCUCAGACGACACCAUGAAGCUGUCGGCCACCGAAUGGAUGAUCUUGGCCAUGGUCGGGUCGGUGCACUUUUGCUGCGCCAUAUGCAUUUCCUUACAGGCGCCUUUCUACCCGGAAGAAGCUGAGAAAAAAGGGUGCACAGCGACAGAAUACGGACUUGUUUUCGGAAGUUUUGAACUAAUAGCUUUCAUCACAUCGCCAAUUUUUGGCGGUUUGAUUCAAAAGGUCGGGCUAAAACACUUAUUGGUCUUGGGCAUCGUGCUGAAUGCCGUUUCCACCAUAGCUUUCGGGUAUCUGACUUACAUCGAGAGCCGCAAUCUGUUCCUGAUACUAUCGCUGUUCCUUAGGAUAUUGGAAUCGCUAGGCGCCACCGGUGCUAUGGUGGCUGCUUUCUCGUUGACAGCUGUCACCUUUCCUGAAUCCGUAGCCAGCACAUUUUCUGCUCUUGAAGUGUUUUACGGUAUGGGAUAUAUUGUCGGUCCGACGCUUGGCGCCCUUUUGUUCGAAGCCGGAGGAUUUCCUCUUCCAUUCAUUGUUAUGGGACUCAUAACGCUCGGCACUUCUCUACUAGUGUGCUUAAUAAUGAAACAAGACGUGCCCAGUCCAAACAGAGCGAAAACUAAAGUAACGCAACUGAUGAAAGUUCCUACUGUAUUCAUUAAUUCUGUGGCCACCGUGAUAACAGCCACAGCCAUGGGAUACUAUUCAGCCACACUGGAACCUCACAUCCGACCGUUUGGACUUUCGCCCAUAGACGUCGGAUUCGUGUUUAUCAUCUCCGGGGGCACCUACGCUUUGGUAGCGCCAGUGAUCGGAUAUGUGUGCGAUACCGGUGCCAACCCGAAGAAGAUCAUGAUUUUCGGCACGAUUUUGACGGUCAUCAGCUACUCGAUCGUCGGACCCGCACCGUUCAUGCCCUUAGAGAAAUCAAUGCUUCUAGUCGUUUUUGGUCUGAUAAUACAAGGAUUUGCUCUUGGGUGUAUUUGUGUACCUACCUUUGUUGAUUCUAUGACAGCUGCAUUCAAUAGCGGUUUUGCUAAUGACAUACACACUUACGGCCUCUUGUCGGGUAUAUGGUCUUCGUCGUUCGCUCUGGGGGCUUUCUUGGGUCCUUCCAUCGCUGGCGUCUUAUUCGAUUUAGUCGGAUUCGAACAAGGAACGUAUUUCGAAAUUUUCUUGCACGCUGUAUUGGGCAUGGCGCUGUUAGGGUUUGUGUUCACCGAGAAGAGGCCUCAGGCCAAGGGACCCCAGUUGAGUGACUCUACCGUUGGAUUUGCCGGCCGAGGAGACACGCCCGACAGGAUCAAUGGACCGAACAGCAAAACUCCUGUUGUGUACACUAUCAACGGUCAUCCUUACAAGACCACGCCGACCGGCUCGUUUCACAGGUACGGGUCCACAUACGGUAGCUUCAGCAAUUCUUGUCUGGCCUCGUCGUUGUCAUCGUUGAGGCUCAACGGCAACGACGCUGUGGUCGUGGCCAGAGAGGCGGGAGGAGGCCGGACUCCCUGGGCUCUGGAAUCCCGAGUAUGAUCGCCAAGUCUCCUCGCGAACAACGCUAUGAUAUUACAUUAAUACAUACAAUAUAAUAUAUAUAUAUAUAUAUAUAUAUAUAUACAUUCCAACAUACAAGUUACAGUAACUGCAAUCCUUCUCACUUCGGUCUGUACCCACUUUACUUUACUUUUACAUAAUUUGUUUGCCAUUUUGCCGUCAAGCAACAACCGACGACGGUGAUGUUUGUGUGUCUGCAUAUUGUCGGCUAUUUUUAAAUUAUAACUUGAUAUUAUUUAAUGUAUGCGCUUUUUUAAUGUUUUCGGCUGUCGUCGUCGGUAACGCCGAACAAUGGCGAUGACGACGACCGUUCAUAACCAUUGCAAUAUUUUGUUUUUAUUUUUUUUACCAGCACGUUGUCACGCGUUAAUUUUUCCUUCGAGUAUUUUUUUUUUUUAAAAAAAAAAUGUAACUUUUAUAUAUUGUAUGUUUGAAAUUUUUAGAAUACAUUUUGUUGUCAAUUUUUUUUUUUUUUUAAGUUAUAAUAUAGGUUUAGUACGCGUAACUAGUGCCGACUGUUUAUUUUUUGUACCUAUUAGUUUUGUACGCGGGCACCGUGGAAGUUUAAUAUUGUUAACCCUCCUUCCCUCCCCUCUCUCCACCGCCAUCGAAGACUUCUACUACCGCUAUCUUACUUACUUAAUGAUAAUAAUUAUUGUCUUUUAGCGGAUUUGCCCCCCACGGCCUACGCGAUAAGGUUUUUUUGUUUUAUUAUAGUUUACAUUAUAACUUUUACCAUAUUAAUAUUAUAUACAAAGACCGCUGUAAUUUACAGCCCGUAAUGUAUAUAACUGUGUGUAUAAUGUAUUUUUUUUUUAGAUUAAACUUACGAAUUAUAUUUUAUUUUUAAUAAAACGAACAUUGCGC
Messenger RNA from Adelges cooleyi (spruce gall adelgid), 3008 nucleotides. RefSeq names its product MFS-type transporter SLC18B1-like. The record is from RefSeq and is a predicted model, not a curated record. Lineage: Eukaryota; Metazoa; Arthropoda; Insecta; Hemiptera; Adelgidae. The transcript is spliced from 11 exons. Gene Ontology annotation, biological process: transmembrane transport. The coding region runs from base 603 to 2120 and encodes 505 amino acids. Gene Ontology annotation, molecular function: transmembrane transporter activity.